Nymphaea colorata (pocket water lily) is the source of this 2846-nucleotide messenger RNA. RefSeq names its product glucomannan 4-beta-mannosyltransferase 1-like. Gene Ontology annotation, molecular function: mannan synthase activity. The transcript has 7 exons. NCBI's taxonomy places the organism in Eukaryota, Viridiplantae, Streptophyta, Magnoliopsida, Nymphaeales, Nymphaeaceae. Bases 656 to 2407 code for a protein of 583 amino acids. The record is from RefSeq and is a predicted model, not a curated record. Gene Ontology annotation, cellular component: Golgi apparatus.
GCCAGUGAAUCAAAGCAAUUCAACUAAGGACAGAAGAGAAUACAUCCAGAUGCCAAUUUGACAAAACUAGCAGAAACUUCUCCAUUUUUGACACCUAUGACUCAGAUGACAUCAGUUCAGUUCAAAUUGUAACGGUUGACUUCAGGUUCAUCUUUAUCCUUAAGGCGGAGGGUGGGGGGAAGGGAGGAUUUCUACCCACCAUCAUCAAUAGCAAUGUCCAAGAGAUAAAAUUAAAAACACAGGUACCAUCUAUAUUUGCACAUUAAAGUCAAAACUUAUUAAGAACCAUGAAGACAGUGAAUGCCUCUGAAAUUUGGAAGCAAAUUCAGCAUCUGAUGUAUGGGACAAGAUGGCCAUUUGUUCAUCACUAAGACUCACCCUUUGCAUGUCAAACGCGUGCCUCCUUAAAUUCACAAACUUUACCUUCAGAUGAUACGUCAACUAAGCACAUAGAUCGCGUGUAUUCAUCAUGCCAGCUCAGCAACAUUCAAGCCAUUUGUCUAUUUAAAUAGAUCCUAUUCCUCCUUCAGAUCUUUCAAGGCUGGUGGGUGAAGCACUUUACUCAGAAGGAAGGUGGAAGACUAGAUGCAUUUCUAUAAGCUUUAAUUUGCAAACAGCAAAUUACUUCCUCCUGUUAAGCAUUGUAAGGAUAACGAUGGGUAGACUAUUUCCUGCCACUAACUUGCUGCCACAUGGACAAGGUGAUGCUGUGGAGAAUUUUCGUUUUGUAUGGAGAGAAAUUCGAGCACCAUUGAUCAUUCCAAUGGUAAGGAUGGCAGUAUGGAUCUGUGGAGUGAUGUCUGUAAUGCUGUUUGUUGAGAGGGUCUACAUGGCUGUAGUGAUUGUCUGUGUGAAAUUAUUGGGCAAACAAAGGUAUACAAAGUAUAAAUUGGACGCUGUAAGAGAGGAUCUGGAGAUGAAAGGUUCCUACCCAGUGGUUCUAGUUCAGAUACCUAUGUUUAAUGAGAAGGAGGUAGGAACUAUUCACCUUUUUGUCUGUCAUUUGUUAACAUCAGUUUAUUAUCUAUUUCCAUGUCAACACUUUCAGGUCUACCGGCUAUCAAUUGGAGCUGCCUGUGGGCUCUCAUGGCCAUCUGACAAAAUCAUAAUUCAAGUUUUAGAUGAUUCAACUGACAGAAUAACAAGGGCUUUGGUAGAGAUGGAAUGCUUAAAAUGGAUGAGCAAGGGAGUGAACAUCAAGUAUGAGACAAGGAAUAACAGGAAUGGCUACAAGGCAGGAGCAAUGCGAGAUGGACUAAAGAAAAUUUAUGUUAAAGAUUGUGAGUUUGUAGCUAUAUUUGAUGCAGAUUUCCAGCCAGAGCCUGACUUCCUUUCUAGGACAGUUCCCUUUCUUCUUGGCAACCCUGAACUAGGCUUGGUUCAGGCUCGAUGGAGAUUUGUGAACUCAGAUGAGUGCCUAAUGACACGUCUCCAGGAGAUGUCUCUAGACUACCAUUUCAGUGUAGAGCAAGAAGUAGGGUCAUCAAUGUAUUCCUUCUUUGGCUUCAAUGGCACGGCUGGAGUCUGGAGAAUACAAGCCCUUAUGGAUGCAGGUGGAUGGAAAGAAAGAACAACUGUCGAAGAUAUGGACUUAGCAGUUAGAGCUAGCCUCAAGGGUUGGAAGUUUGUCUUUGUUGGUGAUCUCUCUGUUAAGAACGAACUGCCCAGUACAUUUAAAGCGUAUAGAUAUCAACAACAUCGAUGGUCAUGUGGACCUGCCAAUCUCUUCAGGAAAAUGAUCAAGGAGAUCAUCUUGUGUGAUAAGGUAUCCAUGUGGAAGAAGUUUCAUGUCAUAUAUGCGUUCUUCUUUGUACGGAAGAUUGUGGCACAUCUAGUGACUUUCUUUUUCUACUGCAUGGUUAUCCCAUUAAGUGUGCUAGUUCCUCAAAUACACCUUCCCAAAUUUGUGGCAAUCUACAUCCCUUCGACAAUCACUAUUCUAAAUGCAAUAUGCACCCCAAGGUAUGGACUUGACCUCUUUGUGACUGUGUUUAAGUUGCUUCUCAAGAAAGAUAACAUGACCCUUACUGUUCUUAUGGUUCAUAUGAAUAGGUCCCUUCAUUUGGUCGUGUUCUGGAUACUCUUUGAAAAUGUAAUGUCACUGCAUCGAACAAAGGCAGCCAUCAUUGGACUCAUAGAGGCCAACAGAGUGAAUGAGUGGGUGGUGACAGAGAAGCUUGGGAACACAAUCAAACAGAAGGCUAGCAUCAAGUUAAGCAAGAAGCCACGAUCACUAGCUGGAGAGAGGAUUCAUACACUGGAGAUCCUAAUGGGAAUAUUCCUUUCCUACUGCGCAAUCUAUGAUCUCUUGUUUGGUCAUGAUCACUUCUACAUCUACCUAUCCUUACAGGCUAGUGCAUUCUUUAUAAUUGGUUUUGGAUAUGUUGGGACACUUGUAUCUAACUAAGUACAUUACUGUGCCUAACCAACAUUUUGCCUCUCUGAAAUAGACCUAAAGUCCAUAUUUCAUGUAUAUGGCACAUGUAAGUAAAGAUCUGAGGAUAUAUGAAAGUAGCAACAGUGAUGCAUGGAGUCUAUUCAUCAUUCUUACAAAGUAUGCUGAUGCAAGCAUGUAUCACAAUGAGGAAAUGACUGCAAAUCAAGUAUGUGGAUUCAUACGACACUCAGAAAACAAAUGCAUAAGGGAAAGCAUCCAUUUCUCAUAAUCAACAUAUACAUGUUUUAUGAUUGUAUGAUCCCAGGAAACAACCUCAUGGAUGUGUGUGUGAUUUGUCUAAUUCCUUCAUCCUGAGAAUCAUGUACAAAAGCUAGUACAAGUGCAUGAAAAGUGCAUCCAGAAAACAAAAAGAAUGACAAUAGAACAGUCAAAAUAAUAGGAAAAGUAC